AUGGUGGAGGCGGGUCCGGAAGAGAAACGAGCCCGCCAACGGCGGGGACCAGACGUCAAGGCCGCCUCGGUGAAGAAGCCCAAAUCCAACGACUCGUCCCAAGGUGCUGCCGCCCCCUCCGAACCCUUUACGAUCCAGAUUAUCACGGGAUCCUACGACAGGAUCCUCCACGGCCUAACGGCCCUCGUCACCCCAGACGACAAGGUCGACUUCGCCGACACCUUCCUUUUCAACGCCCACACGACGGCGAUUCGAUGCGUGGCGCUCUCGGAGCCGUCGGCGCCGGUGCCGGGCCAGGGCCAAAAAGUGUUCCUCGUCUCGGGCAGCACAGACGAAAAGAUCAACGUAUACAGCCUGUCGGCGCACCCGCCGAGCCGCAAGAACCAGGACCUGCUGGCCAAGGUGGCGCCGCGGCCGAUCCUGGAGAACCGCAAGAACCGGGAGAUGGGCACGCUGCACCACCACGCGUCGACGGUGACGAGCGUGGCGUUCCCGACGCGGGGCAAGCUGCUGUCGGCGAGCGAGGACUCGACGAUUGCGGUGACGCGGACGAGGGACUGGUCGCUGCUGUCGGCAAUCAAGGCGCCGAUCGCGCAGCCCAAGGGGCGGCCGAGCGGCGACACGGCACCGUACCAGGGGACGCCGAGCGGGGUCAACGAUUUCGCGGUGCACCCGAGCCUCAAGACGAUGAUUAGCUGCAUGAGGUUGUGGAACUUGGUGACGGGCAAGAAGGCGGGCGUGCUGAAUUUCGGGAGGGCGCUGCUCCGGGACGCGGGCGAGGGCAGGCACUCGACCGGGGAGGGGAGGCUGGUGCGCUGGGGCCGCGGAAAGGAAGGGGACGAGUUUGCCGUGAGCUUUGAUCGCAGCGUGAUUGUGUUUGGGGCGGAUGCCGUGGCGCGGUGCAAGGUGUUGCGGGAUGCUAGGUCGAGGGUGCAUGAUGUUGCUUAUGUCGAGGUUGGGGAGGAGGGUGAGUCGCUCCUGCUUGUGUCGACGGAGGAUGGCAAGGUGUUGUUGUACUCUACGCGGACGGCGGAUCUUGUGCAUCCGAAGAAGAAGAAGAAGACGACGACGAAGAAGGAUGCGGCGGAUGCCGACAGCGAAGAGGAGGAGGAGGAAGAGGACGAUGAUGAUGAUGACGACGAGGUCCUCCCCGGCGCGAAGCUUGUUGGCAGCGUCGGGGGCAGGGAGGAGGGUGUCCAGAGCCGCAUCAAGGCCUUUUCGGUGAUCAAGAAGGGCAAGGGUCUGGGCGAGACGCUCUACAUUGUCGGGGGCAGCAGCGACGGCAAGGUUCGGGUCUGGAAGGUGAGCGGCAAGGCGCUGGCCGGCGGGGAGGAUGAUCCGGCCAAGGUGGGCAAGCUGCUCGGCGUGUACGGGACGCAGAACCGCGUUACGUGUUUGAAGUCUUUUGAAAUGAUACCUAGGCCGGAAGGUGUGGAGGAUAGUGAUGAGGAGGAGGAGGGUUGGGAGGAUGAUAGUGAUGGCGAUGAGGAGGAGGGCGAGGGCGAGGAUGAGGAUGAGGAUUAA
Messenger RNA from Parascedosporium putredinis, 1524 nucleotides. The record is from the annotation of a GenBank genome assembly. NCBI's taxonomy places the organism in Eukaryota, Fungi, Ascomycota, Sordariomycetes, Microascales, Microascaceae.